Messenger RNA from Lytechinus pictus (painted urchin), 3598 nucleotides. RefSeq names its product fibropellin-1-like. Gene Ontology annotation, biological process: establishment or maintenance of epithelial cell apical/basal polarity; heterophilic cell-cell adhesion. Gene Ontology annotation, molecular function: biotin binding; calcium ion binding. NCBI's taxonomy places the organism in Eukaryota, Metazoa, Echinodermata, Echinoidea, Temnopleuroida, Toxopneustidae. The transcript is spliced from 11 exons. The coding region runs from base 400 to 1902 and encodes 500 amino acids. The record is from RefSeq and is a predicted model, not a curated record. Gene Ontology annotation, cellular component: protein-containing complex; plasma membrane.
GAACUGCAAAAUAUUUGACCUCUCUGAAAAGAGGCCCUUCUCUAUACACAUGCACUAUACAGAUCAAGCAGCCCCUCAAUCAACCCUCUCUUAGAUAUGAUAUUAACAGAUAUUAACAAUAGCUUAACGCCAUUGUAUGAAAUCAGUGAGGAUAACGCCGCCGAUAAAAAACAGCCUUUGUAAGAAUCCAAAGUUGAGGUGCAACCUGUAGAGUCACAAGGGAGUGUCGACAAAAUCACAGACCAUAGAAGUGCAUGGACAGGGAGACGCGAGAAAAAGGUGCGGUCGAUUCUGACUAGUUCACUCGGUAUUCGUACUCCGCGGACUUCGUUUCGUUUGGUCAUUAAUAGCAAGCAUCAUUGCUUGUAUUUCUUUCUGACCAAUUAACAAGUCAUUAAAAUGCAGUCUGCGAUCCUAGCCGUGGGCGCUUUGGCAUGUCUCCUGAUCGGAGUAUCAGCACAACUCGAUGGAUGUGAUUCUGACCCGUGCGAGAGGGGAGUCUGUGCACCUUCCCAAGAUCAAUACAUAUGCGAGUGUCCGGACAGUGGAAAUCCUCCAUAUUAUCACGGAGUCAACUGCGAAGUCGGUAGUUUUUUCACUCUUUGUCCCGGGGGACACGUCUUCGAGAACAACGUAACGCGGUCUUACGCUAACAUUCCUCAUAGCACAAACUGUUUCACCUUAAUUGGCAUCCCGAACGCAGCGUACAUCGAGAUACAAUUCUCACAGUUUGACAUCGAAGCGAAUAAGGACGAACUUGCGAUCGGGCCUGGUGCAACUGUGGAUAUAGGGCUCAGCAGUGCCCUCUCCUUGGAUAACGACGCUCGACCGGUGAAUGGCAUCGUAAACAUCACGGGAUCAAGGGCAUGGCUUAAUAUGUUUACCGACCCAAGUAUUACGAGCGGCGGCUACACUUACAGAGUGUGGGCAGAAACGUACGACUGCAUCCCUGAUCCAUGCCAGAAUGGCGCUACAUGUGUGGAUCUGAUGAACGAUUUCGAAUGCAUCUGUCCAUCUGGAUAUACUGGCAAGAUAUGUGAUAUUGAGCUUGACUUCUGUGGCAGCGGCCCAUGUUUGAAUGGUGGCACAUGCAAUGCUGACAGCAAUGGAUAUGUAUGCGAUUGUGUCGCCGGAUGGACGGGACUAAGAUGUGGAACAAAUAUCAACGAGUGUGCCAGUGAUCCGUGUCAGAAUGGAGCGACCUGUGUGGAUGGUAUUAACGAGUGGGCAUGUACGUGUGCAGCUCAAUAUACUGGAGAAAGAUGCGAGAUUUCUCUGAACGCAUGCGGCAUCGCACCAUGUUACAACGGAGCAACUUGUAUCAACGCUGGGCUGGACUACAUUUGUGAAUGUGUCCCUGGUUAUACUGGAGACAAUUGCGAAAUUGAUAUCAACGAGUGUACCAGUCUUCCUUGUCAGAAUGGAGCUACUUGUCUAAAUCAAGUCAACCGGUAUACCUGCCAGUGUAGACAAGGUUUCACUGGAAUUAACUGUGAAGAAGUCGGUUACUGCGAUUUGGAGGGGCAAUGGUACAAUGAAUGCAAUGAUCGUAUCAUCAUCAGUCUUACUUCAACCGGGAUGAUUCUCGGUCAUUACUCCAACAACAUCGGACUUCUUACCGGCUAUGUAGCACCGAACGUGAUGGUGGGAUAUGCCAACCAGAACUGCGACUUUCCUUCUUUCGGGUUCGUUGUGUCAACUGACAAUGGAAAGUCUACCACCAGCUGGUCUGGACAGUGCCACCUAUGCGGAGGGGAAGAAGUCCUCUACCUUACCUGGACCAAUACCAUGAGGGUCAGCACCUGUAUGGACAUCAAGACUGCUACACAUAUCGGACAGGACCGAUGGACCCGCUACAAACAGAGCCAGGCUCCUCGUGAAAACAAUGAAAUCGGAGAUUGACUUGAUGUCAGGAAUAAAUAAAUGAAUAAAGGGAAUAUUGUCAGCAUGGGGGCGGGGUUCAAGGGUGUUUACCUUGGUUUUUUCUUAUUUAACUACUAAGAAAUUGACCCCGAAAAUUGUUUAGUCAUACUGGAUUUGUUCAGAUAAAACCUUACCUGAUUCGUAUAGAAUGAGCACUAGUCGCACAAAAUAUCUAGUACAUUUCAUCACUCGGCCAAUAACACUGAAUUGAUUAUUAUGUAAAGGAUCUAAAUAAAAGAUUCGAUUCGUUUUUAGAGUGUUAACUUUAUGCAUACAGAAGAUCUAAACAUGGAAAAUAUUUGUUCUUCCAUCUGUGUGUAUUAAACAAAAUGUCUUUUGUAAAUAGAGAUUUGUAGGUUUGGGUUAUCAAGUUUACAUUCAUUCGUCCAUUCAUUUAUUCAUACAUUCAUUCAUUCAUUCAUUAAUUCAAUAAGAGUAACGAGUUACAGCUAUGGGAGCAACGGUUUUACUGUUUACUUUUUAUUCUACCCAGAGUCGAUCGUAUUUGUACUCUACGUGCCCUAUUUAAUUUUGUAAAAAAACAAAAAAAAAAUGCUCAGAAUUGGCACUGAGGCAUUUAUAGUGUUAAAAGAAAACGGUUCCGGGAUUUUUCUCAAAGAAAACAAUUUUACUUGUAUGCUUAUAUUGUUACAGCUGCAUGUCCAGCUCCCAUAUUUUAAGCUAGUCAAUACCGGGGUAAAAUUAUUCUUUUUCUUUUUAUUAAAAUUAUCAUAUAUUCCCUUUCUUCAAAUAGUGUACUGUCUACUUGUAAAUAGUUUUUUGGACGGGGAUUACAAACAGAAAUCAAUAUUAGUUUAAAUGACUGAAAUAUAUAGUGCUUAUAUCACUAUACAUGUAACUUGUUUUUACUUUAUGCACGUCACAGUGCUGAAUGUUUACGUUUAAAGUUCGACUUUAGCAUGUUUAGCGUAUCGAUGCAUUUUGCCAUAAUGAUUAUGGGAAGACGAUUUAUCCACUGGCGGAUCCAGGGGUGGGGGACAAAGCCGGCCCGUGCUCCCCCCCCCCUUUGAGAGGCACAAUUAAAAUUUGUAAUGAAAAAAAUGCCGUUAAAACAGAAGUGUGCCUCCCCCCCCGAAAGUUAAGAACACUUUUUUGCUUGUCAAUUUUUUUCGUGGACGAAAUGUCCUCAGGCUUAUUUUUUGUUGAAAACCUUUUUUUUAUUUUUUAUUUUAUAAUUUAUCUUUUUUUGCUUGUCAAAUUUUUCCCCGAAAAAAUGUGCCCCCCCCUUUUGGAAAAUCGUGGAUCCGCCCAUGGAUUUAUCAUCUGACUUUCACCGUAUUAGGGAGUUUUCACUCUGAGACCUACGGAUGAUUCAAUAACAGAGUAAAUGUAUCGCAAUAUCCAUCACAUGACAAAGAAUGGCUGGGAGUUCUAUGUCGAAAGUUGGUGAACCGUAACUCCAGUUUCAUCCUAAGUUUCAGAGCUGACGAUAAAUUGCAUAUACGUCUCUUGUUUUUAAUCACUUGUUUAUAAGAAGAAAUGUGUCGUCUUGUAUUUCGUGUCUAAAUUAUACGGACAAGUUAUACAACUAAAUUAUACGGACAAACUUAAAAAACAAACAAACAAUAUACAGUACUAUUCGUGAAUCUUUGGUGGAAAGAAUCAAUAAGCAGUCUUUCAAUGGAAAUAAAUAUAUUAUAUUUCUUUCUUGAAA